AUGUCUCUUGCACAGCAUGUUUCCAGCGUUGAAGGCCCAGAUCGCGUCGAUCUCGCCAGUCUGUACGACGCGCCGGACAACGCCAGUCUACAGCUCGGAAGGAGGCUCAGCUUGACCUUGAGCUACGAUCCUCUGCCCAGAACAGACGCCCAGACGACGGAGAAACCGGAGCCCGUUGGUGCUUACAAAGUUUCAACUCUCAAAAGGACUGCACAAGUUACUGUCGGCGUUAUAAUAUGUAUCCUUGCCUCAGGAAUCAUCUUCGGGUUCGCAGCACUGAAGCAGAUCCUUGUUGAGGAGUCUGUUUAUCGCGAUCUAUGUACCCGCGAAGAGCUCGACCGUGGUGAGACGCUUUGCUACCUACAAGACCAAAGGUUGAACCUGAUUUUUAUUCUCGGUUCAGUCACAACCAAUCUCUCUGCCCUGCUCGUUGGCAGCAUUCUAGAUCGGUACGGACCAUUUCCAUGCGCCCUAGCCAGCUGUGCUAUCCUUUCUUUGGGAUCAAUCUGCAUGUCUCUGGCAGCCUCACUGCCUUUUGAUGGCUAUGUGGUAGGCUAUUUUCUGCUCGCUCUGGGCGGCACCUUCACCUUCGUCCCUUCUUUUCACCUUGCGAAUGCCUUCCCGCAAUUGCAAGGUCUGAUCCUAUCUUUGAUCACCGGCGCCUUUGAUGCCUCUGCCGCCGUAUUCCUCGGUUUUCGCGUGCUAUACCAAGCAACCAAUGGUUCUUUUGGUAUAGCAGAUUUUUUCCGGCUGUACCUGACCGUACCAGCUCUCAUGCUUGUUGCUACGCUUUUCCUCAUGCCAAAGCAGUCUUACGAGACCAGAGCCGAACUUGAGACCCAGAUGGAGCGCGUGGCUGAUAAUACCCUCGAUGUUCACGACUCGGAUGAAGACCUCGAAACAACGGCAGAAGUCUAUCGCAUCCGUUCCAGGAGAGCAGCGGAGAGAGCAAAAGAUGUCGCUCAAAUCGAAGGCCUGAUCGGUGAUCAGAACACGCAGAUCCAGCACGAGAUCGAUCAAGACACAAAGAAGAUCGCCUCGGGUGUAUGGGGCGUCCUCCACGGUAUGCCAGCUGGUCAGCAGCUGAUGACUCCCUGGUUCAUUCUCAUAUGCCUCUUCACGGUUCUACAGAUGACACGCUUCAAUUUCUUCAUCUCCACUAUUUGGACUCAGUACAACUACCUGCUCGAUUCUCCAAGUCGCGCGACCGAGCUCAACGAGUUCUUUGACCUAGUUCUUCCGAUCGGUGGCGUUGCAACAGUCCCAUUCAUUGGCCUUCUACUUGACAAGACCUCAACUGUUACCGUUCUUGCGCUGCUGGUACUUCUUUCCACCAUCAACGGAAUCAUGGGUGCCAUACCGAAUACCACAGCCGCGUACAUCAAUGUGGUGCUAUUCUGCAUCUUCCGUCCCCUCUAUUACAGCGCCAUGUCGGACUACGCCGCCAAAAUCUUUGGUUUUGCCACUUUCGGGACUGUCUAUGGGACCAUGAUUUGUGUCUCUGGUCUGUCGAUCUUCUCCCAACCCGCUCUACAGGCUCUGGUACAUGACGUCUUUUAUGAAGACCCAGGACCUGUCAAUCUCUACCUUGCAAGCGCGGGCCUCAUCAUCGGUGUCGCUCUGGUCAUGUACAUCGACAACAAAGCCAAGGAGAUCCGGCAUAAUCAAUACCAGUUUCUCGUUGCCAACGCCGGAAACAUGGACCAGGACGAUGAGCGCCGGAGCCUUCUCAGCGUCAGCCUCUACGACAACCGCCAAAGUACCACACCACGGAAACGUCGUAUCGACCUCACCAGCCCCCGCCUCCGCCCGCAAGACGGCCAAUAUGGUAGCAUCCCCAACAUUAACGCGAGCCUCUUCUACAACUACGGCAGCAUUGGCGCCGGCCUCGCCCCAGCAGGCUCCGAUGCAGGUGCGGAAGACGACAUCACGCCAGUAGGCAGCCUCCGGAUCAGGCGCAGCAGACAGGCCUUGGGAGCGAAUCUACGGACAGUCACGGAGAGGGACGAACCAGAGGAUACAGCCGAGCCGGGAAACAGGAGGAUUCGCGAUUGGCAGCUGCGCACCAGUGACAAGCAGCAGCGUGGGGAAGAGGCGACGACGCCCAGUGCGUCGGAGGUCAGCGCCGAUGAGCGGGAUGGGAUUGACGAGAGCGAGAAUGAUGCGGAUAUUGAGGAGGGAGCUGAUGAGCUCACGCGUUUAAUCAGUCUGGAUGACGCUGGCGAGGAGGAUGCUGCGGCGGCACAGGGGCAGGGACAAGGUCGCGGGAGGAUUGCGCCGUAA
Molecule: messenger RNA, 2283 nt
Organism: Cyphellophora europaea CBS 101466
Lineage: Eukaryota; Fungi; Ascomycota; Eurotiomycetes; Chaetothyriales; Cyphellophoraceae
Exons: 3
Coding region: 1-2283 (760 amino acids)
Biological process (GO): transmembrane transport
Cellular component (GO): fungal-type vacuole membrane
Molecular function (GO): transmembrane transporter activity
Source: RefSeq, a predicted model, not a curated record